This is a messenger RNA of Blastocystis hominis, 1025 nucleotides long. RefSeq lists its product as hypothetical. Gene Ontology annotation, biological process: regulation of DNA-templated transcription. The coding region runs from base 21 to 1025 and encodes 334 amino acids. The transcript is spliced from 8 exons. Gene Ontology annotation, molecular function: zinc ion binding. The record is from RefSeq and is a predicted model, not a curated record. Gene Ontology annotation, cellular component: nucleus. NCBI's taxonomy places the organism in Eukaryota, Bigyra, Opalinata, Blastocystidae.
UGGCGAUCCGUCAAAUGUUGAUGCUCGAACUCUCGGACAUUGUGGGUCCUGAGAACGUGGAUGAUAUGACAAACUAUAUUCUGUCUUUUCAGGAUGUAAACGAUAUUCGAGCGGUCCUAAAAGACAUUAUCGGUAACGAUACUGUUGCAAACAACAUUGCUACCGAAAUCCUCAAAUCACGAGGCCAAUACGUUGCAGAAGAGGAACGGACGACGGCAGUCAAUCCAAAGAAGGAUUCGCAAAGUCCCCCUCCCAACAAGGAAAAGCAAUCUCCCAAGCCAAAGACCCCAACAGAACCUCCAAAGAAAGCCGCGUCCCAGACAAAGCCCUCUCCACCUCCCAAGAAGCUCGAUCCCUCUGCUCCCCCCGCCGCAUUCUCCUCUGCCACCCAAUCAGAUGUGAUCCCCAAGCCGAAAUGUCAUUGCAUGGGCACCAUCCACCCCGUGCUCUUCAACUGCACAGAAUGCGGAAAUAUCAUCUGCACCGAGGAAGAACUCGAAGUCUGCACCUACUGCGGCGCAUUCAGCAAACAUUACCGAUCCACACACAACGCGCAAACCGACGAAUCGCUUCGCAAAGCCAUCGAAAACAAGAACCGGCUCCUCCAAUACGACCGCGAGAACACGGCGCGCUCGCAAGUGUUCGACGAUCAGCAGGAUUAUUUCGACCUCAAUGACCGCUGGACCGGCAAGAAAACCGCGGGAGACGCCUACAAAAUGGUGUACCAGCAGCGAUCGCAGCAGCCAAUCGCGAUCUCGUUCGAUUUCGCGGGGAGAAGAGUGGUGGUCGACGAGCGACGCGUGGAGCAGCCGAAGCGAAAAGCGGCGGCAGAAGUGGAGGAAACGCCCGUGCAGAGCGCCAACACGUCGGGCUAUUAUUUGGGUCCGCAGAGAAACGGGGAAACGGCGAAACCGCAGAAGGGGCGAGUGGUGUCGACGGAGCACGUGUACCACAAUUCGACGCUGGAGGGAAAGGCGAACGAAGUGUACGAAGUGGGUAGCGAGGGAAGGGAGGUAAAUGGGUAG